AUGUCUGCAGAAGUUGAGUACCGGUGCUUCGUUGGUGGCCUCGCCUGGGCCACCGCUGAUGCGGAUCUAGAGAGGACGUUCUCACAAUUCGGCGAAGUUAUCGAUUACAAGAUCAUUAAUGAUCGUGAGACUGGAAGGUCAAGGGGAUUCGGAUUCGUGACGUUCAAGGAUGAGAAAUCCAUGAGGGAUGCGAUUGAAGAGAUGAACGGGAAAGAGCUCGAUGGACGUACUAUCACCGUGAACGAGGCUCAACGUAGCGGAGGUUAUGGAGGAGGCCGUGGUGGCGGUGGAUACGGUGGUGGUGGAAGACGUGAUGGAGGUGGUUAUGGAGGUGGUGAUGGUGGAUACGGAGGAAACAGCGGUGGAGGUGGUGGCGGAUGGUAA
This is a messenger RNA of Eruca vesicaria subsp. sativa (arugula), 384 nucleotides long. NCBI's taxonomy places the organism in Eukaryota, Viridiplantae, Streptophyta, Magnoliopsida, Brassicales, Brassicaceae. The record is from the annotation of a GenBank genome assembly.